GAGAACGAAUGCAUGAGAAUAAAAAUCCUGGGAGAUUGUUACUACUGUGUCUCAGGCCUGCCUGUGUCCUUACCAGUUCAUGCCAGGAACUGUGUUAAGAUGGGACUCGACAUGUGUGAAGCAAUAAAGCAGGUGAGAGAAGCCACAGGAGUGGAUAUCAACAUGAGGGUUGGCAUUCAUUCUGGGAACGUGCUGUGUGGUGUGAUCGGCCUCCGGAAGUGGCAGUAUGACGUCUGGUCGCACGACGUGUCCUUAGCGAACCGCAUGGAGUCUGCGGGUGUACCUGGGUGAGGAUCUUCCCUGUCGGUGCUGAUUCACUCUGUUAUCAUGGUUUUCAUAAUCCUGGUUUCUAAGUCUGGAAUUUGUAACUGUGCCAUGACACAAAUCCUCAGAAUGGGAUGAUGAAAAUAGGACAAAUGUGUACUUACCAGAGCUGUAAAA
Cariama cristata (Red-legged seriema) is the source of this 441-nucleotide messenger RNA. RefSeq names its product adenylate cyclase type 7-like. The record is from RefSeq and is a predicted model, not a curated record. The transcript has 2 exons. Gene Ontology annotation, molecular function: adenylate cyclase activity. Gene Ontology annotation, biological process: adenylate cyclase-inhibiting G protein-coupled receptor signaling pathway; intracellular signal transduction; adenylate cyclase-activating G protein-coupled receptor signaling pathway. The annotation marks the transcript as partial. NCBI's taxonomy places the organism in Eukaryota, Metazoa, Chordata, Aves, Cariamiformes, Cariamidae.